This is a messenger RNA of Symphalangus syndactylus (siamang), 452 nucleotides long. RefSeq names its product cytochrome c oxidase subunit 7C, mitochondrial-like. Gene Ontology annotation, cellular component: respiratory chain complex IV. The record is from RefSeq and is a predicted model, not a curated record. Gene Ontology annotation, biological process: mitochondrial electron transport, cytochrome c to oxygen. NCBI's taxonomy places the organism in Eukaryota, Metazoa, Chordata, Mammalia, Primates, Hylobatidae.
AUGGACACAUCAGGUAUCCUAGCUUCACAAAAUGCCACCAUUUCAUCCAUCCUCGGUUUCUGUGCCUUUUGCAGAGCUUCCAGCAGCACUACAUUGGGCCAGAGCACCCGGAGGUUCACAACCUCUGUGGACCGUAGGAGCCACUAUGAGGAGGGCCCUGGGAAGAAUUUGCCAUUUUCAGUGGAAAACAAGUGGUCGUUACUAGCUAAGAUGUGUUUGUACUUUGGAUCUGCAUUUGCUACACCCUUCCUUGUAAUAAGACACCAACUGCGUAAAACAUAAGGAUGUUUCAGUUCAUCCAAUUAACAGAUAUGAAGAGCAUUUUAAGAGGUGCAGCCUCUGGAAGUGGAUCAAACUUGAACUCAUAUGGCAUACUAGAUAUGUUUGUCAAUAAACUUAUGACAUGAAAAAAAAAAAAUCCAGGACAGCCCAAAGUGAAGUAAACAUCUUUU